Molecule: messenger RNA, 1574 nt
Organism: Triticum aestivum (bread wheat)
Lineage: Eukaryota; Viridiplantae; Streptophyta; Magnoliopsida; Poales; Poaceae
Product: peroxidase 11
Exons: 4
Coding region: 328-1332 (334 amino acids)
Biological process (GO): hydrogen peroxide catabolic process; response to oxidative stress
Molecular function (GO): peroxidase activity; heme binding
Source: RefSeq, a predicted model, not a curated record
CACCUGAGCAGCUCUUGUGAUUUUCCAAUAUUGGUGAACCCAAAGCCACCAAAGAGAGAGAGAGAGAGAGAGAGAGAGAGAGAGAGAGAGAGAGAGAGAGCCUUUGACCCAUUAGUGUGCUACAGCACAGAACUAGAGAUACUUUCUGCUUGCUUACUCCACCAACCACAACAGAGUUAGCUCAUCUCCCUGUUGACCAGUUUCUCUUCAUACACCACGUAGGCCUGUCUUACUUUGCUAUAAAGCCCAUGCAGAACAAGAAACUUGCCACAAAAACAUCUGAACCCGAACCAUCCAAGCACAGGAACAGCUAAAACUAGUUUCAGGAUGGCUACAGCUGCGUUGUGCUUCAGGGCGUCUGCUCUCUCCGUGGCCUGUUUUCUCCUGGCCUUGCCAUUGCUGAUGGCACAGGACCCUUCAAAUCUGAGCCUGGAGCACUACUCCAAGACAUGCCCGAAUGCGGAGCAUGUGGUCCGGGCAGAGAUGGAGUGUGCGGUGCGCGACGAACCACGCAAUGCCGCUUUGAUGCUUCGCCUCCAUUUCCACGACUGUUUCGUGCAGGGCUGUGAUGGAUCGGUGCUGCUUGACGACACCGCGACCAUGAUCGGAGAGAAGCAAGCAGACCAGAAUGUGAACUCGCUGAAAGGAUUUGAGGUGGUUGACAAAAUCAAGGCAAAGCUGGAGGCUGAGUGUCCUGGAACAGUUUCCUGUGCUGACUUGCUUGCCAUUGCAGCCAGGGACGCAGUUGUCUUGGUGGGUGGGCCUUACUGGGAUGUUCCAGUAGGAAGAUUGGACUCCAAGGAGGCAAGUCUUGACCUAGCAAACAAGGACAUCCCUACCGCUGAGCAGGGCCUUGUCACCCUUAUUUCCAAGUUCUGGGAGAAGGGCCUUGAUGCCACUGACAUGGUGGCCCUUGUCGGAUCCCACACGAUUGGAUUCGCACGGUGCGCGAACUUCCGGGACAGGAUAUACGGCGACUUCGAGAUGACAUCCAAGUACAACCCUGCGUCUGCGACCUACCUCAGCAAGCUCAAGGAGGUCUGCCCCAUGGAUGGUGGCGACGACAACAUCAGCGCCAUGGACAGCCACACUUCCUCGACCUUCGACAACGCCUAUUUUGAGUCGCUCAUCAAGGGCGAGGGCCUCCUCAACUCCGACCAGGAGAUGUGGUCCAGCAUCGCCGGGUACUCGACGGCCGACACGGUCAACAAGUACUGGGCUGACCCGGAGCUGUUCUUCAAGCAGUUCUCGGACUCCAUGGUCAAGAUGGGCAAUAUCACCAACCCUGCAGGUGGUGAGGUCAGGAAGACCUGCAGAUUCGUGAACACAUAAGCUGGUGGAACCUUCGUUUGCGCCUUCUCCUUUGAUGGUUGAUGAUUGUCUGCAAAUAAGAACGUUUUUCAUAGCAUAUACUCUACUGGUAUAGGUAUUAUCGUCGUCGCGCUACACUGAAAUAUUUUGGCUGUAUGGAGUAAUAGAGAAUAUACACAUCAUGUAUUUUGAGGGUUUUGCACAACCUGAUAUUAUGUACACAUCAGCAAUGCAUUCUGAUCAUAUUUUAGCACCUGUUUCAA